AAUUUAAGGUUUUUACACUUUGUUUAUUCUUCAAAUCUUAUUUUAGGGUUGAAAUUAAGUGUUUAAGUUGGAUUUUCAUUUUUGAUACAUGCAUGUCAUUUUAUUUACUAAUCUCUUCUUUUUGAUUCAUUUUUAACAUGUUUAUACUUUAUAGUGCAUAAGAAAAUAGGGGAAUUUGUUCUCUAAUUACAGAAUUUAAGCUUAGACUUUUUCUUCAAAUCUUAUUAACUUAAGUCUUUCUCUCUCUCUCUUUUUGUUCUUCUUUCAAGUUUAAGGUUUUUACACUUUGUUCAUUCUCAUAAUUGAUUGAGCUUAGAUAGGCCUUUUAAUGAGGGUUGAAAAUAAGUAUUUUAGUUAGAUUUUCAUUUUUCAAACAUGCAUGUCAUUUUAUUUACUAAUCUCUUCUUAUUAAUUCCUUUUCCAAAUUAUUUCCAUUAAUUGUUGUUUAACAUGUUUAAAGAGAAUAAGAAAAUAGGGGAAUUUGUUAACUAGUGACAAAAAAUGGUUUUGGGGUGUAAUUUUUGAGUUGCAGGAAUGAACUUUGUCAAUUUUCUUUUACAAAAACAUUUGAAUUUAAGCUUUUCCCACUUUGUUCAUUCUCAUAAUUGAUUGAGUUUAGACCUUUUUUUUUUCAAAUCUUAUUAGGGUUGAAAAAUAAUUACAUGAGCUAGAUUUUCACUCAGAUGAUCUUUAGUGUCACUUUUCAUACAUGCAUGUGUUCUUUUGGAUUCUUCUCCAAAUCAUUUUUAUUAAUUAUUGUUUAACAUGUCCAUAGACUUAUAGAGCAUAAGAAAAUGUUUUUGGGUGUAAUUUUUGAGUUGCAGGAAUGAACUUUUCUGUUUACAAAAACACUUUGUCCCAUUCUCAUAAUUGAUUGAAUGGGAAAAUUUUCAGCCUUGAAAAAUAACUACAUGAGGAUUCCCACUGUUGGAGGAAAGGCUCUUGAUUUACAUCUCCUUUUUGUUGAAGUAACAAGCCGAGGUGGUCUUGAAAAGGUUAUUACAGAUCGAAAAUGGAAGGAAGUUGUUGUAGCUUUUAAUUUCCCGGCAACAAUUACAAGCGCUUCAUAUGUGUUAAGGAAGUACUAUAUUUCCUUGCUUUAUCACUUUGAGCAGGUGUAUUAUUUCCAUAAAAAAGCCCCUUCAAUCACAACGAAUGACCCUGCAAGUAGGAAUCUUGUCAAUGAAUUCAGAACCCCUGAUGAAGAUGAUGCUAAUAGAAACCAGUUACAAGUCGGUCAAGAGAAUAUGGAAUUGCAGCUCGGUUGCUCAGUUACCGGAGUCAUUGAUGGAAAAUUUGACAACGGAUAUCUUGUUACCAUUAAAUUAGGUUCUGAACAGCUUAACGGUGUCUUAUAUCACGUCCCUAACCGCACAUCUCAAAGUUCUUAUUCUUCAGACACUCAUCAUCACCAUAAUCAUCACCGAAACAGAAAGAAAUCCAAGUUGUCGUUAAAAGAUCCAUCUCGGCCCAAAUCAAACAGGAGCGGUUACAACUUCUUCUUUGCUGAGCAUUACACAAGGCUUAAACCUACCUACUUCGGGCAAGAAAAGGCGAUUAGCAAGAAGAUCGGGGCUUUGUGGAAUAACCUAACCGAAGCUGAAAAACAAGUUUAUCAAGAGAAAGGGGUAAAAGACAAGGAGAGAUACAAGAACGAAAUGCUCGAAUACAAGUCUUCGACUCCUCAAUAGGCGAGAGAGAGAGCGUGUAGUGACAUUAGACAAUGACAUUAGUGAGUAGUAGAAUGUAUGCUUUGUUGUAGCUGUUUCGAAGGUUUCGGGUGUUAAUUUUUAGCUCGGUUUCGGGCUGUUUAAUGCAGUUUCUGUUAAGUUUGUUAUGUCAACUAAUGAGUUUGUUUGCUUGUUUGUUUACUAUUGAACAAAAUCAAGUUUUUCUUUUUAAGGAAAACUCAUAUUCUGAUUUCAGAUAGGAAUUAUAGGAUCUUGUAUUUAACUUUUGAUUUGAAAGAUUUGAAAUGAAUGAGAUGGAUUAUGUGCAAAUAAAA
Molecule: messenger RNA, 2005 nt
Organism: Cannabis sativa
Lineage: Eukaryota; Viridiplantae; Streptophyta; Magnoliopsida; Rosales; Cannabaceae
Product: high mobility group B protein 10
Exons: 6
Coding region: 879-1691 (270 amino acids)
Molecular function (GO): DNA binding
Source: RefSeq, a predicted model, not a curated record